Molecule: messenger RNA, 909 nt
Organism: Strongyloides ratti
Lineage: Eukaryota; Metazoa; Nematoda; Chromadorea; Rhabditida; Strongyloididae
Exons: 2
Coding region: 1-909 (302 amino acids)
Source: RefSeq, a predicted model, not a curated record
AUGGAUAAUAGCAAAAUAAGUUAUUUUCAACCACCUAAUAUUCAACGUGAUAAUAGUAAAGAAGCUAGUUUACAAGUUCCUAUAAAUAAAGGUAAAAAUAGUAGAAUGAGUGACAGUUUUGAUGAUGACAAUUUUGCUAAUGAUAAAAAACGUCCACUUGGUGAAAAUAUUAAAUCAAAUAUUCUUGGCUUAUUUCUAGUAAUUAUUUUAUUUAUCAUAUCAUUAAUAAUUUAUAUAUUUGGAUUAUUAUACUUUUCAAAAUUAAGAUCACAUUCACUUGGUUGUGGUUUUUUUGUAAUUGAAAAUUAUAAUCAAGCUUUUAAGAAUGAGACAAAUGCUAAUAAUAGAACAGAAAUAUUGAUAAUGAAUGGGAUUAUGGCUAAUAUUUUUGCAGAUGGAAAUUAUCAUUCAGAACAAAAAAAACAUGCACAAAAAGUUUAUAAUGAAUAUAAAAGUAAUAUGGAAUUUUAUAAAGAUAAUUGUAUUAAAAUUAAAGAACAUUGUUCUACAAUUAAUACUAUUCGUAAAAAACUAGAAGAAAAUCAUCAUGAAUAUACCCCAAAUGACAAAACAUUAUAUUCUUGGAUGGUACCAAAAGCAGCAUUUUCACAUAAAGGAGCAAUAUUUUUAAUUCAUGGUUCAUUUAUUUUAACACUUCUUCUAAUUAUAGGAUUUAUAUUAAAGUUCUUAUUUAUCUCUAAGAAUCAUCAAGGUCAUCGAAUAAUUUUUAUUAUUUUUACAGUCCUGACAACUUUAUUAACACUUCUAAGAUUAAUUUUUACCUUAGCAGUAUACAUUUCAUUUGAUGGUUUAAAAGAUUAUUUAAUUAUGACUACCUUUAUUAUGACAGCUCUUAACAUAUUACAUCUACUUUUAAUUAUUCUAAUUCAAGUUAAGAAAAAGAUGUAA